GUUGUUUGUUUAAAUGACGUCAUAACCCGGCGACCAUUCAGCGGGACCGUCGCCGCGUUUGAAUCGAACUGGUUUGGCCCCUCUUCAAAAAGCUAAUAUUCUCCGAAAGGGAAGACUUUCCUUGGGAAGAAAUCAAUCGACAUGAUUGAAAAAGAGGACCCGAUCAUCAGCGAGGAGGAAGCGGCGCAGUAUGACCGCCAGAUCCGUCUGUGGGGGCUGGAUGCCCAGAAGAGGUUGCGGGGGUCCCGGGUUCUCCUGGCAGGCCUGGGUGGUCUCGGCGCUGAAGUGGCCAAGAACUUGAUCCUGGCUGGAGUUAAAGGUCUGACUCUGCUGGAUCAUGAACAGGUGACAGAGGAGUCGUGUCGAGCUCAGUUCUUGGUUCCGGUGUCUGCUCGAGGUCAGAACCGAGCCCAGGCCUCGCUGGAGCGAGCCCAGAAUCUCAACCCGAUGGUGGAGGUGCACGCCGACCCCGGGAGGGUCGAGGACAAACCGGACGACUUCUUCCUGCAGUUUGAUGCUGUGUGUCUGACAGGUUGCUCCCGAGACCUGAUGGUUCGGGUCGACCAGCUCUGUUCUCAGCACCGCAUCAAGGUUUUCUGUGGAGAUGUGUACGGUUACUACGGUUACAUGUUCUGCAACCUGGGCCAGGAGUACAGCUACGUGGAAGAGAAACCUAAAGUGGUGAAACCGUCAGGAGAUUCCAGCGAUGGUCCAGGAGCGAAGAAAGCCAAAGUCGAUCCCAACGAGACCACCAUGGUGAAGAAGACGGCCAGUUUCUGCACCCUGAAGGAGGCUCUGGAGGUGGACUGGACGACUGAAAAGGCCAAAGCGGCUCUGAAGAAAACCCCGGUGGACUAUUUCCUGCUUCAUGUGCUGCUGAAGUUCCGCACAGACAAAGGUCGUGACCCCGACCCACAAUCCUCUGAGGAAGACGGCGAGCUGCUGAGACAGAUCCGCUCCGACGUGCUGGAUGCGCUGGGGCUGAGCGCCAGCCUGCUGAACGACGACUUCAUCAGCUACUGCUUCUCUGAGAUGUCUCCAGUUUGUGCUGUCGUGGGAGGAGUCCUCGGACAGGAAGUUGUCAAAGCUCUUUCUCAACGAGACGUUCCUCACCGAAAUUUCUUCUUCUUUGAUGGCCGCAAAGGACACGGCAUGGUCGACUACUUUGGACCCAACUGAGCGUGCUCAGUGAGCGUGCUCAGGAGAGUUUUACAUUCAAACAUGUAAAACAAUUCAGCAAACUUUUUUAUUGGAGUCACAAAACCUUUAUUUUCCCCAGUUCUCUUCUGCAUUUUUUUGUUUACUAAUAAAACUGUGUUUUGUAAAAAAAAAAAAAA
Messenger RNA from Oryzias latipes (Japanese medaka), 1337 nucleotides. It is a transcript of the gene sae1, whose product is annotated as SUMO1 activating enzyme subunit 1. Gene Ontology annotation, biological process: protein sumoylation. The record is from RefSeq and is a predicted model, not a curated record. NCBI's taxonomy places the organism in Eukaryota, Metazoa, Chordata, Actinopteri, Beloniformes, Adrianichthyidae. Gene Ontology annotation, molecular function: SUMO activating enzyme activity. Gene Ontology annotation, cellular component: cytoplasm; SUMO activating enzyme complex.